Messenger RNA from Acanthamoeba castellanii str. Neff, 1380 nucleotides. Its product is annotated as Kazaltype serine protease inhibitor domain containing protein. Gene Ontology annotation, molecular function: protein binding. Bases 1 to 1380 code for a protein of 459 amino acids. The record is from RefSeq and is a predicted model, not a curated record. NCBI's taxonomy places the organism in Eukaryota, Discosea, Longamoebia, Acanthamoebidae. The transcript has 10 exons.
AUGGUGGUGGUGGUGGGCUGCUGCCUGCUGGCGCCGGGCGGGUGCGCGGGUCAGGUCACCACUACGACCCCUCCAGCGACGACCACCACGCGGCCGAGUCCCCCGGCGUCGCCCCUGCCGGGCACGUGCGGGGCCGUGUGCUCGCUCGACCAGCCGUGCCAGCAGAGCGCCGGCCUCUUCUGCGCCUUCCCCAACCUCCUCUGCGGGGGAAAGGGAGUGUGUGAAAGGGUGCCGCAGGCGUGCACGCUCGAGUUCAGGCCGGUCUGCGGCUGCGAUUUCAUGACCUACGCCAACCCGUGCUCGGCCGCUGCGGCGGGACAGGCCACCUUCGCCUUCAAAGCCUGCAACGAUACGCUCAAGUGCAGCGCCGACAGCGAUUGCGCAGCCGGGUUCCAUUGCCGCUUUCCCGCCGAGCGGUGCGGCGGCGUGGGCCUGUGUUCACGCAUACCCGAUAUGUGCACGCUCGAGCUCAACUCGGUGUGCGGGUGCAACGACCAAACCUACAGCAACCCGUGCCUCGCCUUCUCCAGUGGCGUCUCGAUUCGCUCCUUUGGCGAAUGCCAAGUCGAGAACGCGUUUGCGUGCCGUAACAAUUCGCAGUGCAGUGCCGAUCAGUACUGCCGCUACGAGCCGGGCAUAACAUACGACAACCCGUGCAUCGCCUCAUCGGCCGGCGUGUCCAUCGACUCGCUGGGCGCUUGCGAGGAGUGCGCCUUCGGCCAGUUUUGUCGCUUCGACCCCAGCACGUGCGGCGGCAUCGGCUCGUGCAUCAACGCGCCCGACGUGUGCACGGCGGAGAUGAGCCCCGUGUGCGGCUGUGACAACACCACCUACGACAACCUGUGCUUCGCCCAGGCCAGCGGGGCGUCCAUCCUCGACCCCACCAGCCCCUGCCAAGCGGCGGUGAGUUGCACGAAUAGCUCGGACUGCGCGGCGGUCGGCGAGUACUGUCACUUCCUGCCCGGCGAGUGCGGCGGCGUUGGUCAGUGCGCCAGCAUCCCCCAGGCGUGCACGCGCCUCUUGAACCCCGUGUGCGGCUGCGACAACGUGACCUACGACAACCUGUGCCUGGCCUCGGCCGCCGGCGCCUCGCUGCAGGCCCUGGGCUCGUGCGGCCCAGACCCCGGGGUGGGCGCGGGCUCGUGCGACCGCGACUCCGACUGCGCCGCGGCCAACCAAUACUGUCAGUUCCGCGACGGCGAGUGCGGCGGUCCUGGGGUGUGCGUCGACACUCCUCAGUUUUGCACGCUGGAGCUGCGACCGGUGUGCGGGUGCGAUGGCGAGACCUACGGUAACCAAUGCGCCGCGCAGGCCCAGGGCGUCUCCAUUCGCUCCGCCACCAGCGGCUGCCCCUCUCCCUCCCCGCUCCCCGCGUCAUAA